Molecule: messenger RNA, 1563 nt
Organism: Telopea speciosissima
Lineage: Eukaryota; Viridiplantae; Streptophyta; Magnoliopsida; Proteales; Proteaceae
Product: sugar transport protein 14-like
Exons: 3
Coding region: 1-1533 (510 amino acids)
Biological process (GO): monosaccharide transmembrane transport
Cellular component (GO): membrane
Molecular function (GO): monosaccharide transmembrane transporter activity
Source: RefSeq, a predicted model, not a curated record
AUGGCGGGUGGUGGAUUUGUUGAUCCAGAGGCUUCAAAGAGGGCUCACCUCUAUGAGUAUAGAAUCACAAAGGCUUUUGUCUUCGCUUGCUGCGUUGCUGCACUUGGUGGUUCUCUUUUCGGAUAUGAUCUUGGUGUUACUGGUGGUGUGACUUCCAUGGAUGACUUCUUGAUUCUUUUCUUCCCGACAAUAUAUGCAAGGGAGCAACAAAAUCUCAAUGAGACAGAUUAUUGCAAAUAUGACAACCAGCUCCUCACGCUCUUCACUUCUUCUCUCUACUUUGCUGGCCUCGUCUCCACAUUUGGGGCCUCAUAUUUGACCAGAACAAAGGGUAGAAGAGCCAGCAUUCUCUUUGGUUCUGCCAGUUUCUUCCUUGGCGGGCUCUUGAAUGCUUGUGCUGUCAACCUAGCAAUGCUCAUUAUAGGCCGCAUCCUUCUUGGUUUAGGCAUUGGAUUUGGGAAUCAAGCUGUCCCUCUCUAUCUUUCAGAGACUGCUCCUCCCAAGAUCAGGGGUAUGAUUAACCAACUCUUCCAACUAACUACCUGCCUCGGCAUUCUGGUUGCCAAUGUCAUCAACUACUUCACUGACAAAAUCCAUCCAUGGGGUUGGAGAUUGUCUCUUGGUCUAGCCAUGGUCCCUGCUUCUCUAAUGUUUAUUGGUGGCCUUUACCUUCCUGAGACUCCCAACAGCCUUGUUGAACAAGGAAGAUUAGAUGAAGCAAGAAAGAACUUGGAAAGAAUUAGAGGCACCACCAAUGUAGAUGCAGAGUUCCAUGAUCUACAAGUAGCAAGUGAUGCAGCGCGUGCUAUUAAGCAUCCCUUCAGGAACCUUUUGGCAAGAAAGAAUCGUCCGCAGUUUGUGAUAGGAGCUUUGGGCAUCCCUGCAUUCCAGCAACUCACUGGCGUGAACUCUAUAGUAUUCUAUGCUCCAGUCAUCUUUCAGAGCUUGGGUUUUGGCUCAAACACUUCUCUUUACUCAUCCAUUAUAACAAGUAGUAUGCUUGUCGUUGCUACUUUCGUUUCAAUGUAUGUUGUUGAUAGGAAAGGUAGGAGGUUCCUCUUCUUGGAAGCUGGUUGCCAAAUGAUCAUCUCCAUGUUGGUGGUGGCCAUUAUUCUUGGCCUCGAGUUUGGACAUGGAGUGGCAAUACCUAAAUCAUAUGCUGCCAUCCUAGUUGUCAUGAUAUGCGCUUUUCUCCUUGCUUAUGGUUGGUCAUGGGGUCCUCUAGGAUGGUUAGUACCAAGUGAGCUCUUCCCUCUGGAAACAAGAUCAGCUGGUCAGAGCAUAGUUGUCUGCAAUAACCUCUUUUUUACAGCUCUGGUUGCACAGUGUUUCUUAGCGUCUCUCUGUCACCUCCGAUAUGGAAUCUUCUUGCUGUUCGCAGCUUUGAUUAUGAUCAUGAGCUGCUUCGUUUACUUCCUCUUGCCAGAAACAAAGCAAGUCCCCAUAGAGGAGAUUGUCUUCCUAUGGCAGAACCAUUGGCUCUGGAAGAAAUAUGUUGAACCAUCAGAUGGGAAGGUGGUACGAGCGGACUAAAUUAAAUCUCCAUUGAUCUAAGAGAUUUUC